AUGUUUGUUGAAGGAGAUCCUGACUCACUCUUCUUCUUCGUUCGCUUUUUAAAAGUGUUUAUGUGACAAAACUCAUAUAGAUAAAAAGUUGAUGCUCAAUAAUGUACGUGACAUGUAAAGAACUAAAGCAAGCAUUAUUUUGUCUACACAAUCGUCGUAUAUGAAGUGUUAUUUCUAAAACAAAGGUAUGUAACAUGUAAAGAAUUAAAGCAAGCAUAAUUUUGUCCACACGAUCGUCGUAUAUGAAGUCUUAUUUCUAAAACAAAGGUAAUUUUACAAUAAAAAAUGGCUUCGCCACCUAACAAAUUAAAGAUUGAGGAAAAUGGAUCUCGUUUAAGUAAACUUUUAAUCAAUAAAGGAACCCAAGGCUUAAAAACAACAUUGCAAUUAAAUUUUAACAAUUUUUCAUCAAGUUUGAUCACUGAACUAAAUGAUUCUUCUACAAUGAACAAAUUGACUUUACUAAAAAAGAAAAAAGUCAUCAAUGAAAUGCAAUGGGAUCUUCUUUAUCCAUCAACUGGUUUGCCAAACCUUGAAAACUUUGAGAUUUCAUUAUUGACUGUUUUAUUGCGUAACAUAUGUGGUCUAACAGCGCCACAUGGUGGAUGGGAUAGUCUUCCUUCGUCUUCAGACUCUUCAACCUCAGCAAACAUUGCAAGAAUAAAAUUUUAUCGAAACAAAGUGUACGGUCACAUUACUACAACUAGUGUAGAUGACAGUACGUUUGAGUACUUGUGGCAGGAAAUUUCAAAAGCAUUGGUUGUUCUGGGUAUUCAACAAACUGAAAUAGAUGAACUAAAGAAAGCUCCCCUCAGUCCCGAUGAGGCAAAUUAUAUUGAAAUGUUAAAAGAAUGGUAUAAAGAAGAACGACAGUUAAUUAAAGUCGUAGAGAAAGUAGAGGAAAUCAAAGAAAUCAUGUCAACGAAGAAUGAUGUUGCAGAAAUUAAGCAAGAGAUGGCAACAAAAGCUGACGUUGUUGGAAUAAGAGAAAUAAUACAGGGCAAAAUUUCUUCUGAUCUUAAGAAGCUUGGAAAGUGUAAGUUUAAUGGUCUUAUAAAAGAUCUUAACAAGAAAUACCUUGAAGGCACUAGACAAUGGUUAUUUGAAAAUCUCGACACUUGGUUUAACGAUAGAAGUGAAGAUGCUUCUAAUGUCAUGAUUUUGAUUGCCGGUCCUGGCGUUGGUAAAAGUGUGUUUGCUGCUGAGUUGUGUCGACGAUAUUCUGAAAAGAGAAAACUUGCUGCUUGUCAUUUCUGCAGAUAUAAUCGAUCCGAUGAGAGGAAUCCUCGAAUAUUGAUAGAAUCAUUGGCUUGUAGCAUGUGUGAUACAUUAUUAGAUUUUAAAAGUAAACUGAAUGAAGAAUUACAAAGAAACCAUUCAAAAGACUCAAUCACCGAUGCAUUCCGUGUUUUAUUAAAUAAUCCAUUGCAUUCAUUGGAAGAUCAUGAACCAAUGCUUUUGGUUAUUGAUGCCUUAGAUGAAAGCGAAGUUGAUGGCAAAAGUGAAUUGUUGGAGUUGAUUGCAGAAGAAUUUGACAGACUGCCUAAAUGGAUUAAAAUCUUCAUCACCAGUCGUCCAGAACUUCCUGUUCAAAAGGAGUUGAAAGACAUGAAUCCUGUGGAAAUAAAAACUAAACCUCGAGAUGAAAACAACGAAGAAGACCUGCACAAGUAUUUGAGACAUCAGUUGAAUGAUCGGGUGCAGAAAAAUCGCUACCUUCUUCAGUCAUUAGUUAAAAAAUGUGAGGGAUCAUUUCUUUAUGCUUAUCACGCACAACUGAGCUUAAAUAAAGAAGAAAUUGAACUUACUUACGAAAACAUUCAACAAUUGGUCCCGAGUGGGUUAGGCAGUGUUUACAAAAAGCAAUUCAAAAGGGUAAAAGAGUUGCUGACAGAGAAAAGUCUUUCAACCGGAAAUUCAGUUAUUUCAAAAAUUAUCUUUAAGCAAUUUCUUGAAUUGUUGGCUGCCUGUCGGGAAGUUUUACCAUUAACUUUGCUUUUUAGCUAUUUAGGUAUUUCUGAUGACAUCAAGUUUGAAGUCUGCAAUAAAAUCCUUGAACUGUUAUCUCAAAUUUUGCCAGUUUACGAUGAUUGUUUAACUGUGUAUCACAAAUCUCUAAUUGAUUGGUUAAAAUCAGAUGGUUACGAACAGCAUGAGUUUACAGUUAGUCCAAAAAAUGGUCAUAAGUUCUUAUGGCAUGCUUGUGAGAAAGUGUUUAAACAUAUUAAGUCGAUGAACAUUUUUGAAGAUCAGAUGAACACUGCUAUGAUUAAAUAUGCUUUGAAGAAUGGAAUCUAUCAUUUGUCAAAAUGUGGCGAAAAUGUUGACUUUAGCUGGGCAGUAGAUAUCAAAGUGGUUUUUGCGAGGUUAAUGUGUGUGGAAGACAUUAACGGGAUUACCAUUAGGUGUGAAUUAUCUGAAAUCAUUAAGGAACUACUAACUUUCUUGAGAAAAGAUGUACUUGAGGAACCACUGUUUGAUUUUUUUACCACAAUGAAACUUCUGUCAUCUACGUUACAUCGAGCCUUAAUUUUUUUACAAACUAUUGCAGACAGAAUUCAUGUCAGUAACGAAGAAAGAUUUUUGGCAAUGGAUUUAUUGAAACAAGGAAAAGUUGUUUGGUUUGAGAAUUUAGACUCGACAUUUUUAACAAACCGUCAUCAUUUGACUCUCUCCUUGCCUGCCAACGUUACAUCUCUUUGUGUGUCAUCCAAUGAAGAACUUUUUGCUGUAGGAUAUGAAAAUGGUCAAAUAUCUAUUUUUGAACUUCCAGAAUUCAAACAACGAUGCACUCUAGGGACUGCACUUGAUGAUUCAAGGUUGGAUAAGUGGGAUGAUGUAGAUGAUGUAGACACAUUAAUGUCGCCGUAUGACAACUAUGACUAUCCACGAAUAACGCGGAAUCGUGGAAUUGUCUGUUGUUGCUCCUUUUCACCUACUGGAAAUAGACUGGUAACUAGUGAUGGAUCUCCCGAAGUAAAGUUGUGGGAUGUUAACAAUGGACGUUUGUUAUUAUGUUUACAGUCAGAUGAUGUCGUUAAUCUUUGCUCUUUCUUAGAUUCUGGUUUGUUUAUUACAGCAGAAUAUGUAGAAAGAACGAGAGACAAUGAUCUUGCCAUAAAAAUGUUCACUGCAUGGAAUUCAUUAACUUUACAAAGAAUUGAUCGACGCUGCGUUGUUGAUUACAAAAAACUACAAUGCACCGAUAAAUGUUCAGAGUCCUUUGUUGCAGAAUUCGUCGAGACUUCGCAUGUCUUUCAAUUCCCAAAGGCAAUCGAUAUUUUUUCAAGUAAAGAGAAAUAUUUGCCACCUUUACAUUUAAUGAUAACACACCAUUAUCGUGAUUGUAUUUUUUAUCAUACAAGCCAGAAUGGAAAGCUUUCUGAAAUCACUCAGUUGACGAAAUACAACGAUCAAGCAGAAAUCGUGUUUUGUUUACCAUAUGUUAGGUGUCCAUGUGUUGAUAGGGCUUUUGACAAAGUCCAUCCAAUGUCGUUUAAGGAAUUUUACGUUUUGCCGUAUUUUUCCAAGCUUAAAAUUUUCAAAACUGAUCAUCUUUGGAGACCUUCAUUUAUCUUUGAGAAAUUUAAAAUUAAAUGUUGUUGUUUUUCACCGGAUGGAUCUUUUUUUGCUGCUUUCGCUGUUGGUGACCACGUCAACAUUCAUAUUUGGAGCAUUGAACGUUGCACUAUUAUUCAAAUUAUACCAAUGCAACUGAAGAAUGCAAAAGGAUGCUGGUGGUCAGAGGGUUUACUUUGGAUAUGGGAUGGUUCUGAUCAUCUUAUGAAGAUAUCAACUUCGUCUGAACGUUUUGUAGAUUCCACACAGACAAAGCGGGUAUUCCUUGGAUUUAGACCGAGAAAAAUCUUAACAUUUGGUGAUGUCUUAGUUUGUAUUAACGAAGAAAAGUUUGUUCAAGUUGUUAGAAUCACCAAGGGUAAGAUACAAUAUAACAAAAGACUUCCUGUCGAUAGUUCAAAAUUUAUAGCAACAGCUGUAUUCCCAGAUAAUUCUGUUAUUUUAACUGUAAACAAAACAGAAUACACAUUAUGGAAAUGGGGAAAUAACAACAAUGUACUUUACUUGAAACCUUGGCAUACUGCAGAAAUACCCAUAACAGCUCUCAUUGAGAAAUUUGUUCCACAACAUGUAACUGUAGAUGAUCUAAAGAUCAACUGCUGUAUAAGAGAUAGUAAACAAGCAGUCAUAACAUUUUGCAAAGGCAACGAAAGUAUGGUCAUUUAUGUAAUUAAUGUUCACGAGAAUGGUUAUGUGAAUUCGAUUUUGCAUGAUGUCCGUGACAAUUAUUUCAAAUCCAACGUAAUCGUACAUAAAUCUUAUUGCAUUGGAGUGUUUGAUUGGACAUUGUUUGCUGUAGAUUUAAAGAGUGGUGAAGAGUGCGCUGAAUUUUACGAACAUUAUUAUAAGUCUAAUAUAACUAUGCAUUCCAAUACAGGAACUUUAGCUAUAGUUGAGAGUUUAAAGUACAGAAAAUUGCACAUAGAUGUUGAUGGUCGUAAGGAUGAUUACUUAUUUCCAUCUACUUAUUUCUACAGAAGAAGUAUACUUAUUCUACCAGGCAAUCUUUAAGAAACUAUCUACAUUUACCAAAAAUCAAUUUGGACCAAUUUUGCAAAAGAUCUUUUAAAUUUAUCGGUACUAUUUCUUGGAAUGUCUUACCUCAUGCUAUUAAAGAAUGUAAAAUAUUAUCUAUGUUUUGCAACAAUCUGAAACGAUGUAUAAUUGCUUUUUAUAACACAAAUGACUUGUAUUUAAAAAGAGCGCCUCUUUACUAAUUGAUCAUGAAUUUUUGUUUAUUCUUUUCUAAGAUUCUAAUUAUAAUCUUCAUAAAUGAAUUGUUAUUUAAACAGGGCAUCCUCUAGAUUAGACUACUACUGUAAGAUGCUUUGUCAAACUUAUUAUUAUGUAUUGUACCUCUGAACAAAUUUCAUGUUGAUGAUUUACUUUUUAAUAAAAAUGUAUGGUUA
Xenia sp. Carnegie-2017 is the source of this 4988-nucleotide messenger RNA. RefSeq lists its product as uncharacterized. Gene Ontology annotation, molecular function: protein binding. The transcript has 4 exons. The record is from RefSeq and is a predicted model, not a curated record. NCBI's taxonomy places the organism in Eukaryota, Metazoa, Cnidaria, Anthozoa, Malacalcyonacea, Xeniidae. The coding region runs from base 286 to 4590 and encodes 1434 amino acids.